Monoraphidium neglectum is the source of this 573-nucleotide messenger RNA. RefSeq lists its product as hypothetical. The record is from RefSeq and is a predicted model, not a curated record. The transcript is spliced from 4 exons. NCBI's taxonomy places the organism in Eukaryota, Viridiplantae, Chlorophyta, Chlorophyceae, Sphaeropleales, Selenastraceae. The coding region runs from base 1 to 573 and encodes 190 amino acids.
AUGGUGAAGCGGCGCUGCCCCGAGUGCACCAAGGAGCGCCCAGAGGACGACAUGUGCGCGCAGCCCGGCUUUGGGGAGAUUUGCCGGCACUGCGUGGCGGAGCAGCAGCGGAUGGUGGCCGCGGCUGAGGAGGCGCGGCGGCCGAUCGAGGUUGGCCUGGAGCCGGAGGACAUGGGGGCGGCGGCGGCACCUGCGGCCCGUGGCAGGGGCCCGCGUGCCAAGAGCUCAGGCGCGGCGGCGGGCCGGCGGGCGCGCAGUGCGCGGGGGGCGGCGGCGGCCCAUGACGCGCAGCUGCAGGGCAAGGGCCACCAGGACGCGCCCAUAGUGCUGGACAGCGACGAGGACGUGUGUGAGGCGGCGGCGCCUCAGACCACCAGCACAGAGCCCACGGCCGGCGCGGGCGCCAACGGGCGCGCAGCCAGGCGGGCCGCGGCCAACGGGCAGCCCGUGCCUCCCGGGCAGCUGUAUGCGGUGAGCCACGGCACGCAGCAGACGGCUGCCGCCCCAGUUGAUGCACACAGCCAGGGUCCAAACCUCAACAACGCGACUGCCUCUAAGCAAACGUCGGGUUGA